Molecule: messenger RNA, 1320 nt
Organism: Salvelinus namaycush (lake trout)
Lineage: Eukaryota; Metazoa; Chordata; Actinopteri; Salmoniformes; Salmonidae
Product: glycoprotein endo-alpha-1,2-mannosidase-like protein
Exons: 4
Coding region: 1-1320 (439 amino acids)
Cellular component (GO): Golgi apparatus
Molecular function (GO): alpha-mannosidase activity
Source: RefSeq, a predicted model, not a curated record
AUGGCCAGGCUGCGGAAGAAAACGUGCAUAGCCCUGUUCUUAUUUACACUCUUCGUUUUCGGAACCAUGAUGGGUUUGAGACCUCUGAAGCCCAGCGAUGGGUUCUCGGACCUGGCCCCGGGGUUGGGCCACAUGCCGAUGAUUGGAGGAAGGAUGGACCGGCGCUCGGUGUCCCAAGACGCCGUCUCCUCCCCGGGGCAGGUGCGCGCCAAAGUAGUUUUAUCAAACUCUGGACCUGAUGGAACCAUAUUUUACGACGUCCACAUAUUUUACAGCGUGUGGUACGGGAACCCGUCGAUGGAUGGGAAAUACAUGCACUGGGACCAUGUCCUCGUGCCACAUUGGGACCCCAAAAUCGCCGCCAGUUACCCUAAAGGGAGGCAUAUGCCGCCGGAGGACAUCGGCUCCAGUUUCUACCCUGAGCUCGGUCCGUACAGCUCGAGAGAUCCGGAUGUAUUGGAGUCACACAUGGAGCAGAUUGGAGCAGCUGCUGCAGGGGUGCUGGUGCUGUCCUGGUAUCCUCCAGGCCUGGCCGAUGACAAUGGGGAGCCCACAGAGGACCUGGUGCCGGCCGUCCUAGACGCUGCUCACAGACACAACCUCAAGGUUGCAUUUCACCUCCAGCCUUACAGAGGGCGGAGCGACCACAGUGUCCAUGACAACAUCAAGUAUAUCAUCGACAGGUACGGGGACCACGGAGCCUUCUACAAGUUCACCUCUAGCACGGGGAAUAUCCUGCCUCUGUUCUACAUUUAUGACUCGUAUCUGACGCCGCCCGAGAACUGGUCCGACCUGCUCCACCCCACGGGCUCCCACAGCCUGCGCGGCACGCCGUAUGACAGUGUCUUCAUCGCCCUCAUCGUGGAGGAGCGCCACAAGCAUGACAUUCUUGCCGGUGGUUUCGAUGGCAUGUACACGUACUUCGCCUCCAACGGGUUCUCUUUUGGUUCAUCCCACCAGAACUGGAAGGCGGUCAAGGCGUUCUGCGACGGUAACAACCUGUUAUUUAUACCUAGCGCCGGGCCGGGCUACAUCGACACCGCGGUCAGACCGUGGAACAACCACAACACGCGCAACCGCGUCAACGGCCGCUACUACGAGACGGCCUUGCAGGCGGCACUGAACGUGCGGCCCGAGAUCGUCACGAUAACGUCGUUCAACGAGUGGCACGACGGCACGCAGAUUGAGAUGGCUGUGCCAAAAAAGACGGUGACCAGGCUGUAUUUGGAUUACCAGCCACACCAACCUGAGCACUACCUGGAGCUCACCAGGAGGUGGGCAGAGCAGUUCAACAAGGAGAAAGAGACAUGGCUCAUGUGA